This is a messenger RNA of Bursaphelenchus okinawaensis, 3574 nucleotides long. NCBI's taxonomy places the organism in Eukaryota, Metazoa, Nematoda, Chromadorea, Rhabditida, Aphelenchoididae. The record is from the annotation of a GenBank genome assembly.
AUGCCGCCAAAACGGCCGAAACGCUCCGGCUUCUAUUUGUACAUCACCGCCCUGCCCAAAGAUCAACAAUUCACUCUAUGCUCCAACAUUAACAAGUACUACAGUAGACUGGCCCACCUUCUCCAUGGCAAUUACUACCCCACCACGAGUGGGCAUGAGUUCAAGUACGGCGAGAGUGAGGAGAAAGUGCGGCGGAUUAAGAUAUUGGGCGGCUUUGUCGACUGUGACGAGUACAUGUAUCGUAACCACAAUUUGAAGUACUACGAUGUCAUCGUGACACUGUGCAACUUCUUUAAUGAGGUUGACUUGGGUAUGUUUGGGAGGGAAAGGUUAUGGGGAUAUUAUAGUAGAGGCACAGGCUGGGGGGGUAGAGCGUGAGCUAGAGCUAUGAGUAGGGAUAAGGAUAGGGUGUGGUAGGAAAAAAAUAUUUUUUAAAGGCGGGGUAGAUUUUCAAGGGGUGGCAAAUUAAAAAUUUUUUUUUGAGUUUUGGUGGACUAGAAUUGGCUAUGGCACGCAGAAAAAUAAUAUUUUUUUAGAGCGGGGUAAUUUUUUAAGGGGGUGGUAAUUUUUAAAAAAAACUUUCAGUUUUUUUAGCAAUGAAAGGACUGUACUUGCAAGCUAGUAAGCAUUAUUUUUAAUCAGCGGGGUGUUUUUUACAGUAACUUUUAUUUUCAGGGAUAACCAAAGUUGAUCAGAAACGGUUGGAGAAACUGUUGCCAAUGAUGAGUUUGAUAAAAUACACAAAAAUGUCAAUAUCAAGAGCCCGUGAACUGGCCAUAGCAUUGUCAAAGAUGGAUGAGGGGGAAAGCAUCGAAAAUGUGAUGGUUAGUUCAAUUUUUAUCGUUUCCUUCCUCUACCCUACCCUACUUUACCCUACCUUACCUUACUCUGCCCUAUCAUACCCUACCCUAUCCGACCCUACCCUACACUAUCCUACCCUACCCUAUCCGACCCUACCCUACCAUAUCCGACCCUACCCUACCCUACACUAUCCUACCAUACCCUACUCUACCUUACCCUGCUCUACCUUACCCUGCCCUAUAUUACCUUAAUCUUGGCACCUCUUCCUGCUCCCUCUCCUUUAGCAAAAUUACCCCACCCAGCCCUGCCUUUGUUUUUAAACGUCAUUUUAUGUCUAAAAUACCUAGUUGUUUAGUUCACAACAAAAUGCCUGCCCACGGAAAUGCUGGUCGCAAUGACACUGUGCCGUUGCUACAUAAUAUCAAUAAAAUCGGCGGAAAGGUUCGACACGGAAUGGGGUGGUUCAAACUUUAAAAGAAGCACCGGACCUACGGAACAGCAAAAUGGGAUUUAUUUCGAAACGUGAGUUAAAAAUUAUAUACCUUAUCGAAAUUGGCAGUUUUAGUUUAGUAAGGACUACUUAACGAAACCGGAUUUUUAGAGAAGUUUAGGUAACAAAGUGGGAUUUUUUUGAUAUUUUAUGCAAUAAAGUUGCAUUUUUCCGUUACUUUAGGUAACAAAAUUAUAUUUUUAUGAUAUUUUAGGUAACAAAUUGGCCUUUUGAUGUUAGUUUAAGUAACAAAAUGAAAUUUUCUGAUAUUUUAGGUAAUAAAAUGACAUUUUUCUAGAUUUUUAAGUAACAAAAUGGCUUUUUUCUGAUAUUUUAGGUAACAAAGUUGCUUUUUUCUGAUAUUUUAGAUAACAAAAUGGUAUUUCUUUGACAUUUUAGGUAGCAAAAUUGCUCUUUUUUGAUAUUUUAGGUAACAAAAUGACUUCCAAAUGCCCUAAAAUACAAUUUUAUAAUUUUCAAUUUUCGAAGUUUUGAAGUUUUCAGUCCAUUUUUUCAGAAUCCAACGACUACAACAAGAAGAACGAAAGGCCAGAAGGUACUACAAGGAAUUGAAAGAAUUCUUUGAUGAAGAACCUGAAAUCUCGAAUGAAAUUCGAAAUUUGAAUCGAGAAAACAAAAAAUCGGCCGAAAUACAAUGUGGUGUGUUAAAGUCAGAUGUGGAACGACUGGUCGAUAUGGGGAUGAAAGUGAAAGAAGAUCAUAAAGGAAUGGCAGUGGAGUUUAUGAAGCAGGAGGAGAGGUUCGAUGUUGAUAAGGUUGAAGGUAGGUGAAUACUUUUUUGAAUUGUACCCCUACACCCUACCUCCUAACCCUACCCAUUACCCCCUACCCUCUACCCCCUACCCUCUACUUCCUGGCCUUUACCCCCUAUCCCCUACCACUCACCCUCUGCCUCAUUACAUGAUCCUUUCCAGAGCUGAUUCACCUAUGUACUAUCAAUCCAAAAGCACCCUCCGCCUCCACCCACACCAUCCCCACAACACAAUAUGUGGACCGACAGUGCCGCUGGCGAUUUGGAAAAGGACCCACCAGAAGGAUAGAAAAAGUGCCAAAUGUCGAGGUCACAGAACUGUUUGAUUCGUAUUUUAUGCAAAAGUUUAAUACAGUCGAAUUCGCUAGAGAAUCAUCGGCCGGUAGUGAUGAGACCGUACCGGCGAGCGAACCCCAGCCAAAGUGAGUCUUUGUGGUGGAUUUUUUAAAAAUUUUUUGAAUUUUUAAAAAUUAAAAAAAAAUUUUUUUGUUUAAUUCUACCCCUCCGGUCUUUUUCUGUACUUACCUCGCCCUUUAAUAAAGAUGUCUAAUUUUGUGCUAUAGCCAAGUUUAAUCACCCCUCCCCAAAAAAUUGCGAUUUACCACCCCUACCCGUUGUCUACCCUACCUCCCCCCCCUCCUCUCUUUUACAUUUUUUGUAGUUUUUUUAAUUACCCCGCCCUCUACGAAUUUAAGGCUUAUUAAAAUCUUUUCAGAAAAAGAGCACCAGCACGUGUCUACAACAAGAAAGACAAGCUAGCAGCAUUUGUUAACAUGGACGAACCUUCGACAAGUCGAGCCAGCGCUAGGCCAAGGCCUACCAAAACCUCUAAGGUACCAGUUUCUUUUGGAGAAGACGUUCCAGCGCCCUUUGAAGACGAUAACGUUUCACAGAGUUCGGAAGACCUCAACGUGCCGGGACCUUCUAAAACAUCCAACGUCCCAGGACGUUCUGGGAAAGCCAACGUGCAAAGAUCUUCUGAAACCGGCAACGUUCCACGACGUUCUAACAAACGAAGUUUGCAACAGCCCCUUGAAGACCAUAACGUGCCAGGGCUUUCUAGAAGCCUCAACGUUCCACGACCUGGGAAUGCCAAUGUGCCGGGACCUUCUAAAAGCCUCAACGUUCCGCAAUCACCAAAAAAGGAUAACGUUCCACGGUCUCGUAGAAACGAUAAACGACGUUCGAAAAACCGUAGAGCUCCAGGGCCUUCGGAAACAGAAACGGUCUCAUGGUCUUCUGGAAACAUUGGUUCAGAUCAACCAUCUACGUCUACCUUCACAUCAGAAUUCAUUUGUAAACAGGAACUGGAAAUUGACUUUGAUUUACCAACGAAGGCCAGCAAUAUGCCUCCUCUAAAUAUAAAGCAAGAAACACCAAGUACGGUGGAGGAAAGUGAAAAUCAGGAGCAAAGAAAUAACAUGGUGAAUAUAAAAGUUGAAGCUGAAGCUACCAAUGAAUCGACCAGAAGCUGGUCGGGUUAUUUCGCCUUAAAAAAGGAGUUUCAAUGA